Podarcis lilfordi (Lilford's wall lizard) is the source of this 6733-nucleotide messenger RNA. The record is from the annotation of a GenBank genome assembly. NCBI's taxonomy places the organism in Eukaryota, Metazoa, Chordata, Lepidosauria, Squamata, Lacertidae.
GUCCAACCCGAACGCCGCUUUCCUUCUCGUCGCGUGCUCCACCUUCUCCGACCGGAGUGAGAACUUGUCAGCCCGAUGGCUCCGGGCUCCUCCUGCCUCCGUGCAACCCGCACCCCAAGGGCUGCUGCGACUUAACAAUUAACGCCGGAUACAGGGGAAGGGGAGGAAAAAGGGCUGGGACAGCGGAGCGAGGAAACCUCACAUAUUUCCCUUCCUUGCACAGCUUUCCCGAUCGCGUUGAAGCGGAGGCGGAGGGAACGGGCGCAGCUUGACACGCGCGCGCCACCCGCAGACCCUGAGCCGGACCAGAAGGAGAACCUUGGCGUUUCCCGGCAGCUGUUCGGCCGAUCUCCGGCGUCCCUUGGCUUUGUUGCAGGGAUUUUCCUUUUCCUCCCUUACUGGUGGUUGUUGUUGUUGUUUUUCCCCCACUCCACUCUUCCGAAACCAUCCAUCUCUUUCAUUUGAUUUAUUGAUUUUCCUCCUCCUCCUCCUCCUCCCCCCAUGAAAAUGCCUCUGAAAUACGUCAAGAGUCGGAAAGGCAGGGAUCAGCUGCUUCACGAAGGGUACCUGUAUCGGAAGGAGCGGGAGAGCAAGAGCAAGAUGAUCUGGAAAUGCGCCGACUACCACAAGUCCCGUUGCCCGGGGAAGGCCCACACGCGCCACGGCAAGCUGGUCCACUCCUUGCCACACGAUCACCCUCCUCCUGCCAAGACAGCCGGCACGGAUGCCGAGAUGUGUGGCACGAAGGAAAGGCCCUCCUCUAGCCAAGAGCCCGUCUGCAAAGGGUCCGUGCCAGGCUGCCAAGCGUCGCCAGGGGUGCCCGCUUCCCGCAAGCCACGCAUCCAGAACGAUCCAAAGCUCACCAUCCAGCUCUUGAGGGCACGUCUGAACGCAGCCCGCCAAGUCGUGUCGGACUUGCAGCAGGGAUCUUCUGCUGUCGCUGAGACAGUUCCUGUAGAUCCGCCUUCGCCAGCUUCUCUGGACUUGCCAGAGCGCUCAAGUGCAUUUGAGAACGCAAGAUCCAAGGAUGCCCCUGUUCUGGGCAACGGCACAAAUGCACCCCGUUUGUUCGCAACCCGGUCCAGUCAGGAAGCUGCUCGCCAGAGGUUCCGCUUGGGCCCUGUCCCACCUGCAGAAGCCCCCCAGGAGAUUCUCUCCUGGCUGAGCGAGGCAGCUGAGAGAUGGCUGUGUCCUCAGCAACACAGCAAGGACCAGAUUGUGGAUAUGGUCAUCCUGGAACAGUUCCUGAACGUGCUUCCGGGGAACUUGCAGGCAUGUGUGAGAGCCAGGGAUCCAGGCAGCAGCAAGGAGGCACUUCAGCUGGUCGAGAGCUAUUUGAGGGAAGAGGAGCCAGCUAACGCUGUUCAGGUGCUGGGAUGUGGUUUUUUUCCUUUCUUUUAUUGAUAUGUUUACAUGUGUUGCCCACUUUUCCUCCAAGGAGCUGGAAGUGGCCUAGGUGGUUCUCCACCUCCCAAUGUUAUCCUCACAACGACCCUGUGGAGUAGGUUGGGCUGAGAGUGAGCGACUGCCCCAAGGUCACCCAGUGAGCUCUGUGGCUGGGUGGGGAUUUGAACCCUGGCCUCCUGGCUCUUAGUCCAAUGCUCUAACCACUAUGCCACUCUUAAGAAUGGAAUGCUGUUGUGUAUCCGAUUCUAAUGCAGACCCAGAAAAACUGGUACCGUUUGAUGUUGCCUUUUGUGCUUCUGUUGUUGCAGACCUCCUGUAGCUCAGGGGGAAAAUGCAACCCUCUAACCCUCUCUUAACUGGCCCUCUGGCUUUCCCCAGACCACAACUCUCACCAGCCCUGCUCCAUGUCCCCCCUCAAGUGCUUUUGCCUGGCUGGAAUUUGCCUCAAACUAUGAUGGCGUUUGACUGUGCUGCGGCUAGAGCCAUGUCUGCUGCCCUACCCACCCUUGCCUCGCCAUUGGCAUGUGGCCCCUGAGUGAUUGUCUGUGAAGGGAUGUGGCCCUUUAGGUUCCCCACCUCUGUGCUAUAGAGAUGCAGUGAGUUCCAUCUCCCUGGCCAGAAACUGACGUCCGGUGUUAAUCCUUUUCUGACGGCUAGAGAAUAUCCGCUGCAAUGCAUUCAGCAAAAGGUCAUGGUGGUGGGUCACAGGGUUUGUUGGGGCCUGCACUGUGGGGAAAGGUUUACUUGGAGCCUGUUGGGAAAGGAUUCUGGUAACCUGGAUAUGACACACAUAUCAUUCAUAACCAGUGUUUUUGUUUUGUUUUCGCUGGCUUUUCUUCUUUUAAAAGGCGGGCGGGUGUGGAGGACUCCCUGGUCCUGAAUGGGGUAACUGUGCCCCUGAAGGACCAGGUGCGCAGCCUGGGAGUCAUUCUGGACUCACAGCUGUCCAUGGAGGCGCAGGUCAAUUCUGUGUCCAGGGCAGCUGUUUAUCAGCUCCAUCUGGUACACAGGCUGAGACCCUACCUGCCCGCAGACUGUCUCGCCAGAGUGGUGCAUGCUCUGGCUAUCUCUCGCUUGGACUACUGCAAUACACUCUAUGUGGGGCUACCUUUGAAGGUGACCCGGAAACAACAACUAAUCCAGAAUGCAGCAGCUAGACUGGUGACUGGGAGCGGCUGCCGAGACCAUAUGACACCGGUCUUGAAAGACCUACACUGGCUCCCAGUACGUUUCCGAGCACAAUUCAAAGUGUUGGUGUUGACCUUUAAAGCCCUAAAUGGCCUCGGUCCAGUAUACCUGAAGGAGUGUCUCCAUCCCCAUCAUUCUGCCCGGACACUGAGGUCCAGCGCCAAGGGCCUUCUGGCAGUUCCCUCGCUGCGAGAAGCCAAGUUACAGGGAACCAGGCAGAGGGCCUUCUUAGUAGUGGCACCCACCCUGUGGAACGCCCUCCCACCAGAUGUCAAAGAGAAAAAUAACUACCAAACUUUUAGAAGACAUCUGAAGGCAGCCCUGUUUAGGGAAGCUUUUAAUGUUUAAUAGGUUAUUGUAUUUUAGUGUUUAGUUGGAAACCGCCCAGAAUAAUAAAAUAUUAUUAUUAUUAUUAAAGGCUGCGUGAGGUGCAAUUGAAGCUAUUCCUGGCUUGCAGGUGCCAUGAUGGAAAAGCUUUCUUCCUGCUUGUCACGCAGCUCUAAACUGCAGGAGAGCAUUGCUGGAAGCAAAAUGUUUGCUUCUCUCUCUCUCUCUCUCUCUCUCUGUUGUUGAUAUAAGGCAGGGAUACAAGGCACAGAUGGCAUAUUAUUGCUCAUAAUCUGGUUGAGUAACCAGUCUGAUUUGGUCUCUUCUCUGAUUAUAUCUCGUUUGUGCCUGUGACAGGGUGUGCAUUUAAUCGCGUUGGUGUGAGGUGAGGUUAAGCCUGUGUUCCCAUGACCAAAUAAAUGGGAAGCUUCCUGCUGAUCUUCCCUUCACUUUUAUUCCGUACAGUUAAGUGGGAAAUGCCAAGUGCUGUGAUAUGGAGUGGCAUAGAAUGGGAUAACCAGAAAUGGCCUGGGGCUAGACUGAGGAAAAAGGGGUUUGCACAAAAACAUGCCCUGAAUGCUAUGCUAUCAGAGCCAGGGGGAGAAAUUGGGUAACCAUAGUACCUUUUUAGCAAAUGAUUUUAAAUAAUAAUAAUAAUAAACCUGGUGUGGUGUCUAAAUGCAAGUUAUUGGACUUAAGAAAUUGCCAGGCCUCUGGUCCAUCUCCUCUAGCAUAGUCAUCUCUGACUGGCCCUGAAUCUCAAAUGUCUUGGAUACCAAGGCUGAAAAAAAGGCCCUCACCCAAGAUCCUUCAGCUGGAGAUAGAAUCAUAGAAUCGUAGAGUUGGACGGGACUAUGAGAAUCAUCUAGUCCAACCCUCUGCAAUGCAGGAAUAUUCAGCUGUCCCAUACGGGGAUCGAACCUGCAACCUUGGCGUUAUGAUCAGCACCAUGCUCUAACCAACUGAGCUAUGUGUGUGCAAUGUAUGUGCGCUGCCGCUUUUGUGCAUGCAAAUUCUCUGGUCUGCCCCUAAGCUAUGUCCCUUUCUCCCAAAACCUUCUAAGGCUUUGCCCAACACAGUCAACAGAAGUCUUAAUGCUGUGACAUUAAUGGAAUAUCCCUCUUGUUUGUUUCAGGGCCUGGUAACCUUUGAAGAUGUAUCUGUGCGUUUCACGGAGGAAGAAUGGGCUCUGCUGGGCCACAAAGAGAAAACCCUUUACUGGAAUGUCAUGCAGGAGAAUUACGAUAACGUGGCCUGGAUGAGUAAGUGUUCCUAGAGAAUCCUGGUGCAGUUACCAACUCUUUCCACUUUUACAUCACUGCAGCAUACAGUUUAGGCAUGCUUCAGUUAUACCCAGAUUUCUCUUGAAAUAAUCAUCCCCUUGUACAUCUUUUAUUAACUAUUUUAUGUGGUCAUCUAGCUUCCCAUUUUUAGAUGCCCUUUGAAUACUUUCUUUCAUCAACAGUCUUUUUAAGUUAAACUCAUGACAUUUUCUGCUUCUGUACUUUCCUUGCAUUUACUGUUAUUUUAACAUUUGCUGUACACUGCUUAGAUGGCUUCUAUACAAGUUAGCAGUAUAUGCAUAUUUUUACAAAUAAAUAAACUGAACUCACCAAGCCUUCUGCUGAUCUAGAUAGGCAUAGGAUUGAGCUGAGUAUUCAAUUUUGUGACUUCUCUUAAUUGCAGUAGAGAGGAACUGGUGCAGCCAAUGUAUUCUUAAUGAAUUUUUAGGACACAGUGUGAUUGCUUUUCCUUGCUUCAGCAGGUGACGGGACCGAUAGCAAAAGCAGAGAAGAGGAUCCUUGGCUGGAAGCGUGCGAAUCGGUGGCGAUGGGAAAAUCCAAGGAGGCUAUUUUGCAGAGUCCUGAACAAGACAUGCUAAGGCAGAGCUGUCUGGAGAGGCAGCAAAAAACCAACUCAGGAAGAGAAAGAGAAAAGGAUGUUCUCUGUUGGAAGAGUUUGCAAAAACUAGACCGUGACAUGGUUCACCUAGAGAUGGAGACAUGUGCCGAUUGUGAGGACUGGGGCGAAUCCUUAUCAGCAUUUAUCAAUACUCAGGAAAGUCCCAGCAAGGAAAGUUCUAAGCCUAUGACUCAAUCUGGGGAGUCACAUGAAUUAUCUGAGAAGAAAAUCCUCCAGAAUCUUCAGGGAAACUUAAUCAAAGAGGACCAGAGCAGUUUGCUGGGGCAACAGGCAAGCCAAGAGAGAUCUACUCUUCUUAGAAACAGCUUGAGGGACCCACUUCAACUUGACUCUAGGCCAUGUACUGAUUCUGCAGAACUGGAGGAAUCACUAAGAAUUGGCAGCAGUCAGAAAAUCCACAGCAGGGAAGAUCCUGACUAUGUGGCACUGGAAAUGUCUGUGGACGAGAUUUCUCAGAUUUCUGCCAAGCAAGACCUGCAGUCCAAGCCUACGCAGCUUUGCUCAAACCUGAUUCCUGCCGAAGUGAACGAGACGGCAGACUUACAGCACAAACCUGCACAUGUUUACUCAGAAGUAAGUACCAGUGGGGCUCACUCCCAGGGAAGUGGGUGUAGGAUUUCAGAUUCAAUCAGCGAGGACCAGAACGUUCUGGAGAGCCAUCGCGCCAGCAUCUCAGGAAAUGAUGACGGACAGGAGAAAUGCCUUCUCUAUGGAAAUGGUCUGAGAGAUCUGUCCAAAGACAUGCUUCAGCUAGAUGCUGAACCAGGACCAGAGAACCAGAAUAGCCGCACUGAUUGUGGGGGUCAAGAUCAGUGCUCAAAGCACAUUGUUAGCCGGGAAAUGGCUCACAGGGAAGACCUAUAUAAAAGUCCCAAGUCCAAUAGGCGGUUCAUCAAAAAUGCUGGCCAGGCUAGCUGUUCCGAUUCAGGUAAGAAGCCCAGAGACCUCUUGGCUUUAAUGAAACAAAGGCGACUUUACAAAAGAGGAAAGUAUUUUAAUGGGGAAAACAUGCAUGCCAAGUCUGUUCUUGGAGUGCCUCAAAGAAUCCAGCCAGCCGGAAAACUUCAGAAACGUUUGGACUGGAAAGACAAGGGCCUCUACAAACUUAGCCAAUGCAGACUUCUUGAACCAAGAAGAAGACUAAGGCAACCCCUCAAAGACCAUCUCCAGACUCGCGAAGCAUUGCAUCAGACUACAGCGACAAUCAGAACGGCCUCAGGGACAGGACCUUCCCCUCCAAACCCCAAAAGACUGAAACCCGAGCCAGUAUCUCCCUCCCCUCCCCCUCUCUACAAAAUGGCGGCUGAGCCAACGCUGGCCCAGUUCAUGGCUCUGCUAGAACAAGUUGCUGCCGACGCUGUGGAGAUAAAGUCUGCAGUCUCCCGCUUGCACACCUCAGUCACUGCCAUCCUCAGCGCCCUCGGGAGUCUCUCUGGGUGUUCGGACGAGGCUGAGCUCAGGAUUUCCGACUUAGAGGACACCACCCGAAAUACAAAGGCCCAGCUUGUGAAGCAGUGUAACGAUAUUAAAGCUAUUGAGGCCAAACUCAUUGGGAAAGCCGUCCAGACCAAUGUCAUUGCAGGGUUGUGGUCGUCGCUGAGGGGUCAGAGAGAGGCAGCCUCCCUUCAUCAGCCCCCUAACUAAUGUGUAAGGAUGUUCUGAAGACUUGGCUCAGAGAGAGAUCAAGCACCGAUCAUUCCAAAACUAGGCUUGGAUGCGAUUGGUCCAGACAACCUGUUCACCGGUCACAAAUCCACCACUCCUUUCUGCUGCCUUAGAAAAACCUUUGCAAGCUUUUGACCCUCUGCUUCUUUCAAUAAACCUUUGGUGACCACAGUAAAAAAUUAAAAUAAAAUGGUUCUUGUGCCUCUGCUGAUGUUGAUUCAAG